This is a messenger RNA of Monodelphis domestica (gray short-tailed opossum), 1294 nucleotides long. It is a transcript of the gene MDH2, whose product is annotated as malate dehydrogenase 2. Lineage: Eukaryota; Metazoa; Chordata; Mammalia; Didelphimorphia; Didelphidae. Gene Ontology annotation, molecular function: L-malate dehydrogenase (NAD+) activity. The record is from RefSeq and is marked validated. Gene Ontology annotation, biological process: malate metabolic process; tricarboxylic acid cycle. Gene Ontology annotation, cellular component: cytoplasm; mitochondrion.
CAGCGGGCGUAAUUGCGUGCUGCGUGUGUGCGUACUGGAGGUCGUUGGAGUCACAGGCCGCUCUUCUUCCCGGCACCGGACCCGCGCUCUCCGUCCACCCCACCAUGCUGUCCUCCUUUGCCCGUCCCGCUGGCGCCGCCCUCCGCCGCAGCCUGAGUACAUCUGCGCAGAAUAAUGCAAAAGUAGCUGUACUAGGUGCUUCUGGAGGAAUUGGACAGCCUCUCUCACUGCUCCUGAAGAAUAGCCCUUUGGUGAGCCGUCUCACACUCUAUGACAUUGCUCAUACCCCUGGAGUAGGAGCUGAUUUGAGCCACAUUGAGACCAGAGCAAAGGUGAAAGGUUACAUGGGACCCGAGCAACUGCCAGAUUGCUUGAAAGGCUGUGAUGUUGUUGUGAUUCCUGCAGGAGUCCCUAGAAAGCCAGGAAUGACUCGUGAUGACCUUUUCAACACUAAUGCUACAAUCGUUGCCACUUUGGCUACUGCUUGUGCCAAGCAUUGCCCGGAAGCCGCAAUCUGUAUUAUUGCAAACCCGGUCAACUCUACCAUCCCAAUCACAUCUGAAGUAUUUAAGAAACAAGGUGUGUACAACCCCAACAAAAUCUUUGGUGUAACAACACUGGAUAUCGUCAGAGCAAAUACCUUUGUGGCGGAACUGAAGGGCCUAGAUCCAGCUCGGGUCAAUGUCCCUGUCAUUGGUGGCCAUGCAGGGAAGACUAUUAUCCCUCUGAUCUCUCAGUGCACACCCAAAGUAGAAUUUCCUGAGGAUCAGCUGACAACCCUGACAGGAAGGAUCCAGGAGGCUGGAACAGAGGUUGUCAAAGCUAAAGCUGGGGCAGGUUCUGCUACCCUAUCAAUGGCCUAUGCUGGAGCCAGGUUCGUCUUCUCUGUUGUGGAUGCAAUGAAUGGAAAGGAGGGAGUCGUGGAAUGCUCCUUUGUCAGAUCAGAAGAGACAGAGUGCUCCUAUUUUUCCACACCCUUGUUGCUUGGGAAAAAGGGCAUCGAGAAGAACUUGGGCAUUGGCAAGGUCUCCCCUUUUGAAGAGAAGAUGAUUGCUGAAGCCAUUCCUGAGCUGAAAGCUUCCAUCAAGAAAGGAGAAGAUUUUGUCAAGAAUAUGAAGUAAAAAGAUCAUGUGAAACAGGGAUCCAGGUCCUUAAUUUAUUCAGGCAUCAUGUUACUUGAAAGAGAUUUCCUAUGCAGUACCGCCUCCUGCAGGAGCUUGGUGUUGGUAUUAGUAAAUGUUGUGAGUUGGUAUGGUGGCACAUCAAUAAAGGAGUCAUCUUUUUUUUUCCCUCC